AUGUCCGCAACUGAAGGGCUUGCUGCCUGGGAUGCAGCCAUAUCUAUUCCAACCUUGUUCGGCAGCUUGCUGUCCAUGUGUUCCACCGCCACGGUCAUCCUACUUUGGAUAUUUGCGCGAGGAAAGAAGAGGCGCGACUUCCGAUAUGCACUGAUACUGAAUCUUACAGUUACUGAGUUUAUGAAUAGUCUUAAUAAUUCGGUCUCUGGCAUCGUUGUAGUCUCGAAUCGGCGAGCGCCUAUACCAGGCCUCUUAUGCAAUAUAAACGGCUGGGCCGGUCAGUUUUCCGUGGUGGCCGUCGAUUUUUCCGUUCUCGCCAUCACCGUGGUUACCCUCCUGACCAUACAACUUCGCUCUUCCAUCAUUUAUGCGUCCACGAGUACCAAGGCGCUGAUAUGCCUUGCAAUUUGGGUUGUACCACUCUGUAACAGUAUCAUUGCAUUGGUGAACAACUAUUACGGACCUGUGUCCGGCAAUUGGUGCUGGAUCGAAAAGCGUUUCACACGCGAGCGAUAUGCUCUCAACCAUGGCUGGCGCAUUUCGAUAUUCUUCAUCUCUGUAUGCACGUAUGCAUACGUAUUCUACUACAUGGUCAGGCGCUUUCGACCACAAAGCCUUUCGUCGUUGAGUGCCAGCAGCUUCAAUGAAUUCGAGCAUGAGCUGGAUGCCAGGAGAAGAAACGGUGGCGUACUGGCUGGGUGCGUAACUCCGCCAGUUAACCCACCUGAGCAAGUCGGUAAACCUUCCCCGAAAGAUUCGGGUAACAUUCUAGGUCAGGGAGUGAGUUUCAACUUGGCAAGAUUUGACAAGGAACCCGCUGUAUUGCACGGGCCCGAGGACAUCCAUCAAGGCAUUAAUGCAUCCGGUACCCCGGACCCCGAACGUCUUGCGUUUUCGAAUAAGGAAUUCGGGGGAAACGACCUACAAGGACUUCCUACAGCGGAGCUUCCCGGUCGCAGGCCGUCACGAUCAACCCGUACAAUCGACCGCGAAGUCUGGAGGAUGUUGCUUCUCAACAUGUAUCCAGUAACCUACCUGGUCCUAUGGCUGCCAGGUAUGUUGAAUCGUCUCACAGAAGGGCUGGGACACAAUAUUCGUGCUCUGGUCAUCCUGCAGAGCUCAACGCAGUUCAUUGGCUUUGCCAAUGCGACUGUAUAUAUAUAUCAAGAACAUGGAAAAGACUUACGAACGUUCUGGGACACAAUACGUACUCGGAAAGCCCCGCGGCACGAAGUGCUUCCAGAAGUCAAUCGUCCUCCGCCUAGGCGUUGGAAUACCAUCACAAUUUAA
Molecule: messenger RNA, 1290 nt
Organism: Plenodomus lingam JN3
Lineage: Eukaryota; Fungi; Ascomycota; Dothideomycetes; Pleosporales; Leptosphaeriaceae
Biological process (GO): adenylate cyclase-activating G protein-coupled receptor signaling pathway
Cellular component (GO): plasma membrane
Molecular function (GO): G protein-coupled receptor activity
Source: RefSeq, a predicted model, not a curated record